UGUGGCCAUGCAUUUGUGUUUAUGGUGUUGCUGGGGCAGCUGAUAAACGGUUAUGUUACAAUAAAGGGGAUUAACGGGCCUUUCACGGUCCGUGAUACUACAAAUAAAGACGGCAACAUGUGUUUCGUCUCAUUAAGGGCAGUACUUUUUGUCGGCUUCAUGUCGUUCGCGCUUUGGACUCUCGGUGCUUGUGCGGAGAGAGAUGCUGGCAUUGUCUUCGUCGUGCUGAGCCAAGACAGUGCAAUGAGCAGCAAAGCGGCAGAGCGGCUGUCGUCGAGCAUAGCGGAACAAGCAACGGCGCUGAAAAUGGUGCCGCCUGCCGUGUACCUGCUGCACAAGCAAUGGCCCGACGUCGCGGGAGCGUGGACCGUGUUUCCCCUGAUCAAACGGCUGGAACGGCUUCACAAGCAAGACCCUCACUGGUUUUUCUUUUGCGACGACACCACGGGCGUCGACCUCUCGCUGCUUCACAAAGCUCUGCAAACACGCAAUUCUACUCAGGAGGCCCGGUUCGUGGGCCACGCUCUGUGGGACGAAGAGACGACCAUCGUGCACCACUUCGAUGACCCGCGGUCGCUGGCCUACCCGGACCUGUCGGCUGGCAUGGUACUCAACAGGAAGGCUCUGCAGAGGGUGGCCGAAGCACUGGACGUCGCCUCUCCGGACGACUUCUCAAUCGAUCGCCAGUACGAGAUUGCCAAAUUCCUGAGGGACCACUGCGGAGGCCUGCUACUGGAACAUGCCGAGUCCUUCUGUCUUGGGGAACGUAGCGAGGGCUGUGCAACCUGGACCUCUGUACAGGCGCCAUCUUGUGCCGAGCUUGUGCCCAAGGAAUCCCUGACAGUUGCAGUCAAGACGUGCAGUCAAUUUCACAAAGACCGAGUGCCGGUGAUCAAGAAGACGUGGGCCGGAGACGCCCACCGGGUGCUCUUCUUCAGCGACGUGGAGGACGACCGCGUGCCGACCGUCACGGUAGGCGUGGCCAACGUGGAGCGCGGUCACUGCGCUAAGACGCUGGCCAUUCUGAGGCACGUCGUGUCGCACGGUCUGCUCGCACGGUGGCUGCUAGUCGCAGACGACGACACCCUCAUCAGCAUACCGCGCCUCCUGGACCUGUUGAGCUGUUUCGACUCGGAAGACGACGUGGCGCUUGGCGAGCGCUACGGAUUCGGUGCGGCUACUGAGCGCGGCUACGACUACCUCACCGGAGGCUCGGGGAUGGUGUUCAGCCGCAAGACCGUGGAGCGGAUCAUCAACUCGCCAUGCUCGUGCUCGAAGGCCGACUCACCCGACGACAUGACCCUGGGAGUGUGCCUCAAACAGCUGGACGUGUCACUCACGCAUUCGCCGCUUUUCCAUCAGGGAAGGCCCGAUGACUACAGCCGUCAGCUGCUGUCACACCAGCGACCCAUUUCGUUCCACAAGUUCUGGAUGAUGGAUCCAGUAGCUGCCUACCGGAAGUGGCUUGAGGACAGUCCGGACAACGCUACCCGGCACGAAGAACUUUGACUCGUCAAUACUCCAUCUAGCAACAGAUCUUCUGUUCCGAGAUAGCAGCGCACGAAAGCUCAGCGUCGACCAACGUUUCAACUGGUGCUAGUUGGUACGACCACGGCAGCCUGGAUCGGGGCGGCGGUGAUCCAGGCGGCCUUGGUACAUUCUUAUCAAUCUUAUGUAUUUGCGCUUAGCGAUCAGCGUUGACAAAUAGUGGGUCGGGUCUGCCUAACUAGCAAUCGCGUAUCUGCAAAGGUCACUGCAGCUGUACCUUACGCAACGUAAAAGCACAACGCCUCGUGACGUUUCACGUAUUUGCGAACAAACCAAGCCAGCUGAUAAAUCAAAUUUCGUGCGUGAGUGUGCUGCCUUCUACGUGCAUUGUAGUAAAGGUGACGAAGUGUGCGGCGUAUUUCAGCCUGUGCCUUGAAUUAAAUAAAACUUUUUUUGUUGUUUCUUUCCUGA
Molecule: messenger RNA, 1959 nt
Organism: Rhipicephalus sanguineus (brown dog tick)
Lineage: Eukaryota; Metazoa; Arthropoda; Arachnida; Ixodida; Ixodidae
Product: beta-1,3-glucosyltransferase
Exons: 12
Coding region: 22-1509 (495 amino acids)
Cellular component (GO): membrane
Molecular function (GO): glycosyltransferase activity
Source: RefSeq, a predicted model, not a curated record